CGGGCGGAGCGCCGAGAUGAGCCUGGCGGAGGGCCGCGCCCCGCGGCGCACGGCCGGCAAUCGCCUCUCGGGGCUGCUGCAGGCCGAGGAGGAGGACGAGUUCUACCAGACCACCUACGGCGGCUUCAACGAGGAGUCCGGCGAUGACGAGUACCGCGGCGAUCACUCCGACAGCGAUGACGAGGUUGACUCUGACUUCGACAUCGACGAGGGCGACGAGCCGGGCUCGGAGCAGGACGAGGCCGAGCCCCGCCGGCGGCGCCGCGUGCUCACCAAGGCCUACCGGGAGCCGCUCAAGAGCCUGCGGGCCAAGAAGGCCGAGGGGCCGCGGGGAGGCGCCCAGCGCGGCCGGGAGGUGAAGGCCGCGCCCCUGGAGCUGCAGGAGGACGGGGGAGACAGCAGGAAGCACAUGCGGCAGUCCACCACGGAGCACACCCGGCAGACGUUCCUGCGGCUCCAGGAGCGCCAGGUGCAGUCCAAGAGGAAGAAGGGAGGGACGAGCUACGAGCGGCCCCUGACGCAGGAGGAGCUGCUGGAGGAGGCCAAGAUCACCGAGGAGAUCAACCUGCGCUCCUUGGAGAACUACGAGCGGCUGGAGGCGGACAAGAAGAAGCAGGUGCAGAAGAAGAGGAAGAUCGUGGGCCCCGUGAUCCGCUACUGGUCGCUGACCAUGCCGCUGCUGCCCGAGCCCGGCCGCGAUGACCCCGUGGACGUCGAGGGGCUGGACCCCGAGGCGCAGCCGCCGUCGCCGGCCAAGUGCUCGCGCACGUUCAUCUCCUUCAGCGACGACGCCACCUUCGAGCGCUGCUUCCCGCGGGCGCGGGCGCCGCGGCUGCCGGUGCGGGAGCUGUGCCCGGUGACGCACAAGCCCGCGCUCUACCGCGACCCCAUCACCGACAUCCCCUACGCCAACGCCCGCGCCUUCCGCAUCAUCCGCGAGGCCUACCGCAAGUACGUGACGGCGCACGGGCUGCCCAGCGCCGCCGCCGCCGCCGCUGCCGCCGUGGGCACGGCCGGAGGGGCCGGGGACGGCACCGGGGCGCGGCCCGGGCGGCAGAAAAUCGUCAUCAAACAGAGCGUGCCCAGUGCCUGAUCUAUGCUGAUACCAUAGAUUUGGGAUUUUGGGGUGUUGGGGAGUUCUUCCUAUAACAGCAGAAAAUCGUCAUCAAACAGAGCGUGCCCAGUGCCUGAUCUAUCCUGAUACCAUAGAUUUGGGAUUUUGGGGUGUUGGGGAGUUCUUCCUAUAACAGCAGAAAAUCAUCAUCAAACAGAGCGUGCCCAGUGCCUGAUCUAUCCUGAUACCAUAGAUUUGGGGUUUUGGGGUGUUGGGGAGUUCUUCCUAUAACAGCAGAAAAUCGUCAUCAAACAGAGCGUGCCCAGUGCCUGAUCUAUCCUGAUACCAUAGAUUUGGGGUUUUGGGGUGUUGGGGAGUUCUUCCUAUAACAGCAGAAAAUCGUCAUCAAACAGAGCGUGCCCAGUGCCCGACACCACGGAUAUGGGGUUUGGGGUUUGGGGUGUUGGGGUGUUCUUCCUAAAAUGACAGAAAAUCGUCAUCAGAGCGUGCCCAGUGCCCGACACCACGGAUAUGGGGUAUGGGGUAUGGGGUUUGGGGUUUGGGAGAGUCCUUUCCAGAACAGCAGAAAAUCGUCAUCAAACAGAGCGUCCCCAGUGCUUGACAGCUGGGGUUUGGAACCUGGGGUUUGGGGUGUGGUAAUGUUCUUCCUAAAACGGCAGAAAAUCGUCAUCAAACAGAGCGUCCCCAGUGCCUGAUCUAUCCUGAUACCAUAGAUUUGGGAUUUUGGGGUGUUGGGGUGUUCUUCCUAAAACGGCAGAAAAUCGUCAUCAAACAGAGCGUGCCCAGUGCCCGACACCACGGAUAUGGGGUAUGGGGUAUGGGGUUUGGGGUUUGGGAGAGUCCUUUCCAGAACAGCAGAAAAUCGUCAUCAAACAGAGCGUCCCCAGCACCUGAGAUUUGGGGUUUGGGGUGUCAGGUUGUUUGGAUUGACAGCUGUCAUGGUUUUGUUGAGGGGCUCCUUUCCCAAGUGUCAGCAGUGCCUGAAAUCCCAGGAUUUGGGAUUUGGGGAUUUGGGGUCACCCGUUUGAGUGAUGAUUUUUUGGGGGGUCAUUGUUCACCAGGGCUGUUGGAUGAGGGAAUAAAGUUGAUUUGGGGGUUGGUCUGUGUGGGGUGGUGGGAGCCCCUUUUUCCAGGAGUUCCUACAAUAAAUAAAGAAGUUUGCAGAA
Melospiza melodia melodia is the source of this 2241-nucleotide messenger RNA. RefSeq names its product vacuolar protein sorting 72 homolog (gene VPS72). Gene Ontology annotation, biological process: chromatin remodeling; regulation of DNA-templated transcription. The record is from RefSeq and is a predicted model, not a curated record. NCBI's taxonomy places the organism in Eukaryota, Metazoa, Chordata, Aves, Passeriformes, Passerellidae. The transcript is spliced from 6 exons. Bases 17 to 1093 code for a protein of 358 amino acids. Gene Ontology annotation, molecular function: ATP-dependent H2AZ histone chaperone activity. Gene Ontology annotation, cellular component: nucleus.